Molecule: messenger RNA, 528 nt
Organism: Closterium sp. Naga37s-1
Lineage: Eukaryota; Viridiplantae; Streptophyta; Zygnematophyceae; Desmidiales; Closteriaceae
Source: the annotation of a GenBank genome assembly
AUGUCACGGCAAGUCAGGACUAGGCGUCCCUAUGCGUCCGGCAUGCCUUUGCUGCUGUACUGGUUGUUGCUGUGCCUGGUCCCUCUGUGCCUCCACUCUUGUCACCUCUGCCCCUCUAUCCUCUCCCCCACCCACCUUCCUCCUCCCCUCUCCUCCUCUCCCCUCCCCAAACUCCCCAUCACCCUCACCCUAUCCCCCACUAUCUCUCUCACCUCAGAGCCCUCCCCUCCUAACCCCUCUGCUCCCCCAGCAGUCCCUGUCCCUCCUGCCUCUUCUGACCCUCCUGCUGCUGCAUCUGAUGUCCCCUCUCCUCUCCCCAACCAGCCUGCCCCUCCUGCCGUCCCCUGUGCCUGCCCACCCCUCGACCUGCCCGACCCUGCUGCUGCUGCUGACCCCAUGGUACCCCGGACUGAUCCUUGCCGCCCUUCGGCCCCGACGGUCCCCCAGCCUGAGUCCGUCCCCCCAUCUGCGAGAGUCCCUGCAGUCGCGGGACUGCACUCGAGCUGCCUCGAAGUGCGGGAUCAGUGA